AUGGAUGAAAUUGGAAACAAAAUCACUGAGUUGUUUAAUGGCCAAGCCCUAUUGUACAAGGUCAUGUAUCUUUGGAUACCUUCUUUAUCUCUCAAGUGUGCCAUUGAUCUUGAAAUACCAGACAUAAUCCACAAGCAUGGCCAACCCCUCCCUCUUUCUCAGUUGGUGUCAGCUCUCAAUAUUCCACCCUCUAAAGCCACCUUUGUGAAAGGGCUCAUGCGCUUGCUGGCCCUCAAUGGCAUCUUCACUAUCAUCAAAAGCAGCAACAAUGAAGAAGAAGAGAGUGAUGAAGCAUAUGAUCUCACUUCUGCAUCACAGCUUCUUGUGAAUGACACAGACCAUUGUUUAUCUCCAAUGGUUGGGCUGGCAGUAAAGCCACCAAUGAUUGAAUUGUAUCAUCACUUGAAGAAAUGGGCUCGUCGAGAGGAAAACACACUGGACGAGGCAAUAUUUGGUGUAAGGCCUUAUGACUUGAUGAAGCAAAAGCCAGAAGAUUUUGCAUUUAUGCAAGAAGCAAUGGCUAGUGAUUCUAGAUUCAUGAAACUGGCACUGACCAAAAACUUAGAAUCUGUUUUUGAUGGAUUGGGUUCUAUUGUUGAUGUUGGUGGUGGAGAUGGGACCACUGCUAAGACUAUUUGUGAAGCGUUCCCAAAGUUGAAAUGCAUAGUACUUGAUCUUCCUGAGGUUGUUUCAAACUUAUCUGGAACCACCAAUUUAAGUUUUGUUGGUGGAAACAUGCUCAAUUUCAUUCCCCAUGCUGAUGCAGUUUUGAUUAAGUGGGUCUUACUUGACUGGGGUGAUGAUGAUAUCAUAAAGAUACUUAAAAAUGCCAAGGACGCUAUCUCAAGCAAAGGAAAUGAAGGAAAAGUGAUCGUCAUAGAUAUGGUGUUGGAUGAAAAGCAUGACCAGCAUGAAUGGCUAGAAACAAAGCUCUUGCUCAAUCUAAUUUUGACGGCUCAGCUUAAUUCAAAAGCAAGAUCUGAAAAAGAAUGGAAGCAACUAUUCCUGAGGGCAGGCUUCAAGGAUUACAAGAUAUUUCCUAUAUUUGGCCUUAGGUCUCUUAUUAUGCUUUAUCCUUAA
This is a messenger RNA of Prosopis cineraria, 1080 nucleotides long. Its product is annotated as isoflavone 7-O-methyltransferase-like. Gene Ontology annotation, molecular function: protein dimerization activity; S-adenosylmethionine-dependent methyltransferase activity; O-methyltransferase activity. Lineage: Eukaryota; Viridiplantae; Streptophyta; Magnoliopsida; Fabales; Fabaceae. The record is from RefSeq and is a predicted model, not a curated record. The transcript has 2 exons. Gene Ontology annotation, biological process: methylation. The coding region runs from base 1 to 1080 and encodes 359 amino acids.